Brachypodium distachyon (stiff brome) is the source of this 3573-nucleotide messenger RNA. Its product is annotated as polygalacturonase. Lineage: Eukaryota; Viridiplantae; Streptophyta; Magnoliopsida; Poales; Poaceae. Gene Ontology annotation, molecular function: polygalacturonase activity. The record is from RefSeq and is a predicted model, not a curated record. Gene Ontology annotation, biological process: carbohydrate metabolic process.
AUGGCGCUUCGUGCAAGGACGACGCCGCUUCUGCCCGCGGCUCUCGCCGUGGCGUUCCUCCUGUCAAGCGCCGCCGAGGCACGCGUCCUCCUCACGCUCGACGACUUCGGCGCCGUCGGGGACGGCAUUGCCAACGACACCCAGCUUCUCCUGGCGUUCGUCGAGGCCUGGAGCGCGGCAUGCGCCAUGGGCGACAACACGUACCUCAACGUCCCCGCCGGCAAGUCCUACCAGAUCUGGCCCGUCACGCUCGCCGGCCCCUGCCGCGGCGAAAUCAAGCUCCUGGUACUAGUGCACUUCAAUUUCCAGCCUCUGUGGUCUGUUUCCUCACAGACUCAACUAAACCAGGCGGCUCCCAAGGCGGUCCACUUCGAGGGCUGCGAGGACGUGAGCGUCAUGGGGAUCACGGUGCAGAACAGCCCGCGGCAGCACCUGGCCUUCACCCGCUACUACAACGUCAAGGCCAACUACCUGCAGGUGACCGCGCCGGAGGGCAGCCCCGGCACCGUCGGCGUGCUGCUCGCCAGCUCCACCAACGUGCACGUCAUGGACGACCUCUUCUCCGUCGGUGGCGAUUGUGUGUCGAUUGUGGGGAAUUGCACGGAUGUGCGUCUCAGAUCCGUCUCGUGCGGACCAGGCGCCGGUAGAAUUUCCAGCCAAUUUUGCAACUUAAUCUCGAUUUGCCUAUGAAAAAUGCACCCUUUGAAAUGUUGGUCGGUAUCGGGGACUCGGGCGAGGACCAAAGUCAGCACAAGACCGAGAAGAUCAAGAUGGACACCCUCUUCAUCACCAACACACACGAGGACGGCUGCGGCUUCUGGAGUUCUCACCGACACUGCCUUUGUCCAAACGGAAUUGCUAGUGCUCAGGCGACUGAGAAACAAUAUUUCUCAGUCGACCUGCUGAUGGUUGGAUUUCCAUGCUAAGAUCGUGCGUGCGUUUUCUGUUUCCUCGAUAAUUCCCUGUCCACGAAAGAGCUAAAAGGGCCAUAAUAGCUAGCAUUUUUCUUGGGCCAGGGGUGUGCGGGUCUGAGAUGGUCUGUGUUCUGAUUUUUGGUGGGCCAGUGGCUGUGUGUUGGGCUUGAUAAAUGCUAGUGGAAUUUUCUUUUCAGAAUUUGCAGGGUCAUGAGUGUAUUCUUUUGCCAUUCCUUUGUGUUCGUAAGCAACAGGUUAGAAUAAUAUAGUUAUUCUCAAAAAAAUGUUAGAAUAAUAUAGUCCCAAUUAAAAAAGGUUAGAAUAAUAUAGUGUCCUUUUUUUAAUCAAAGCUCUGUGUUUGUGUUUGGUAGUGGUUACAUCCAAUGAGUGUGCAAUUUCUUUAUCUAUAUUCCUUUAUAUUGGUUAAUAUAGUACUAGUUUUAUCUGGUUUUUAGCUACUAGCUAGUUUUAUAUGGGUUUUUUCUUCUUUUUUUCCUAAAUUACCAUACUAUUAUUAGUAUUAUUAUUAUUAUCGGAUUUGUUAGAUCUCAAUCGCUGAGAAAAACAAUUUCUCAAUCGACGAUAUUAGCAUCGACCGGACGAUCGACAUGCUGCGUGGACGUGUUGAUGGCAGGUCAUCCGCUUAAUUUUAUUCGACUGUAACUUUAAUUUUUUUGGUUGCGUGCCGGUUUCAAUUGUAGUUUUUCUAGUUGCACCCAUAAUGUUUCCUAUUUCAUGGGGCACUAAAUUUCAUGUGCAAUUUUUAAAAUCGCGCAUUAAGUUUCAAGUGCAAUUUGUAAUACGGCACAUUAAAUUUCACGUGCAAUUUUUAGAACGGCGCGUUCAAUUUCACGUGCAAUUUUUAACCGCGCAUUAAGUUUCAAGUGCAAUUUUUUAAUACGGCGCAUCAAAUUUCACGUCCAAUUUUUAAAACGGCACGUUAAAUUUCAUACGCAAUUUUUAACCACACAUUAAAUUUCACGUGCAAUUUUUGAAACCGUGUGUUAAACUUCACGUGCAAUUUUUAAAACUGUAUACACUCAUGAGGUCGUUGUGGUUUUUGUUCUCCCGUAUUGUUUAUCUGUGCGUUUGAUUGUAGGUUUUUUUUGCACUACUAUAGGCCCAAUAAAACAGCUACCGUACCUAACUUGGGUUGUGUUUUUAUUGCUUUUUUGUGGGCCAUUGGACUAGAUAUGGAGUUACUAUUGUACGUUAAACCUGGACAGCGUCAACAGAAGUGAAAUUAAUUACGGAGACCUCCUUGGAUCAUGGUGGACUCAGUCGCCUGAUCCCUAGUGACUCCCUUAUCCAAAAUGCCUCCCCCUGUUGGAGAGGCAUCGAGCAUGGCCUUGAUCUUCUGAAAAGAGGCGUUAUCUGGAGAAUUGGUAACGGCAGGAAUGUGCAAAUUUGGCCCCCGGGGCAACUUGAAAGCUUCUGCAAGCCUGAACCGCUCUCGCCUUAGACGGGUGUCUGACCUGAUCGAUCAGACUAAACACUCCUGGAGAGAGGAUCGAGUUCGGGAAGUCUGUAUCCCUCCUGACGAUUAAGAGGUGUCCUGAAAAUUCCUCUCUCCCGUGCAGCAGUUGAAGACGUACCGCAUCGCGUGGCACCACGGGGCGAACGGAAUUUUAUCUGUCUGCAGUGCCUACCGUCUGGGCAGGCAAAGCCAUUGCCUCGCUCUCUCCGAUCGAUGGCCAGUCCAGCACGUACUGCCCCUGAUGGAAUACGUCAGCUUUGGGAUUUGAUUUGGAAAGCGGAUGUACAGCCCAAGGUGCGCGUUGUCGCCUGGAAACUUGCUACCAACUCCCUGGCACUUGCAGUCCAACAUAACAGAGCGAGAAGGCUACCAAAAGAGAUCCCUACCUGCCAAAUCUGCCUGCCCUCCGUUUCACUAUGAGAUCGCACUGGGAGCUGCCUGACGAGAAAACCCUUAGUUUCAAAGGAAACGACUGGUGCCUACUCACUCUUGCCAGGCUGAACCGAAACGAGCGGACUAAGAUGCUCCUCAUCUGGUGGAGGGCUUGGCACCACAGGAACAACAUCAUCUUCAACAACGGAGACUGCCCAAUUAGUGCAUCUAUAAACCUGCUCAUGGGCUCCUAUUCUGGGCAGGAAAAGACUCCGGGGAAUUUGAAUUUCCCUCUGACCAAAAGGAAUUAAGGAAAAGGGUGAUCAUCCCGCCGUUGUCUCCUACGGAGAAAUGCUACCCGCCCUGGCCCCACGGCCGUCUGGCAAAGACCCAAGCAUGGUUGGCAAAAGCUGAACGUCGACGCGAGCUUCUCCAACAGUUCUGGCUUUGGUUCCUGGGGCGCCGUCCUGUGCAAUCACGACGGGAGCGUCGUGGGCUCUGCGUGGGCGGGCGGCAUCAAUGCCUCGGACGACACCACCAUGGAGACUAUUGCUGCGCUUGAGGGGCUGCGGAGCCUUCACCACCUGAUCUCCAGACUAAUCUGCAUCGAGAGCGACAGCCUCCGGCUCGUCAAAGAAUUCGAUCCGAGUGGAGGAUACAUUCCCCAGCAUUGUACGAUCCAAGAUGUAACUUUGUUAUGUAAAUGAUGAAUAAACAGGUACUUCGAUGUAAAAAAAAAGGUGUGUUUUCUAUGCCAAAACUAGCCAUGCCCGAAAUAUUUAGUGUUUGUUUGCUUUGUUGCCAAAAAAU